AUGAAAACAAAAUCUAUUGAAACAAAACCGGAAAAUUCAACUAAAGAAAAAAAUUCAUCUGAAUGUCCAUUCGAUUUUGAUGUAUGUCGAAAAGCAUUAAUAGCUCUUAAACAAAUUAUUAAUAAUGCUCAACAAGGUCAUAAACAAUUAUUAGAUGAAUCAACACCAAUAAGUCUUUAUCUUCACGUACAUAAAAUACCUCGAUGUACUUAUCUUCGUCUUUCAUCUCAAUUACCUCAUCCAUUUAUACAACAAAAUACACGUGAUGUGUGUCUUUUUGUACGUGAUGAUGAUAUUAAUGGUCGAGAAUAUGAAUCAACAAUACGUCGUUAUAAAUCAAUGAUUGAUCAGUUUAGACUUCCAUUCAAUGUCGACAUCAUGACACUUAAACAACUUAAUCAAGAAUUAGUUCCAUAUGAAGCUAAACGAAAAUUAUGUUCACGUUAUGAUCUUUUUCUUGCUGAUCGACGUAUAAUGACAUCAUUAAUGCGUGGUCAAUUACUUGGUAAACAUUUUCGUUAUCAUGGAAAAAUGCCAUUAGGUAUUAAUGUUUUCAAUAAAGAUUUUAAACAACGUUUAUUAUCAUUAUGUUUAUCAACAUAUGGUCGUAUGGCUGGUACAGGACCACUUUUUUCUAUGUAUUUUACAACUGUUAAACAAUCUAUUGAUCAUGGAAUUGAAAAUCUUAAAACAAUUUGUCAAACUAUUGGCAAAGAAUUGCCUGGUGGUUGGUUAAAUGUUAAUCAUGCUUAUUUAUAUGGAAAUAAUUUACAAUCAUUACCAAUUUAUUAUAGUACACAUAAUAAAAAUGAUGUUGAAAAAUUAAAUCUUCCAUUCAAUAAUCAAAAUGAAUUAACACAAAUAGGUGAAUUAUCAACAUUAGAAAAAAAUCUUAAUGUUAUUGUAGGACCAAAUGGAAAAAUAAAUUUAACAAAAAGAACUAAAUUAAAUAAUAAUAAUAUUAAAAAGAAAAAACCAACAAAACGUUUACAAAAAACUUGGAUAAAAGGUGAAGAUUUACCAGUUUUUAAUACUGAUAAUAAACCUUUAGUUGAUACUGCAUUUGUUAAACGUGUUGCUGAUACUAAACUUGCCAAAAAAAAUGAAAAACCAAAACAUAUUGAACAAAAUUAUGCUAGUAAACCAGCACCAAAAGCUGAAAAACGAAAACGUCUGUUAGCUGCUGUUAAACAAGCUGCAACACAAAAUAACAAUGAUGAUGAUGUUCCAACAUUAAUUGAUGAUAGUGAAGAACGAAAAAUAAAAAGUGGUGGAAGAAGUAAAAAAAAAGUUCGUGUUAAUGUUUAA
Rotaria sordida is the source of this 1308-nucleotide messenger RNA. The record is from the annotation of a GenBank genome assembly. Lineage: Eukaryota; Metazoa; Rotifera; Eurotatoria; Philodinida; Philodinidae.